Messenger RNA from Morone saxatilis (striped sea-bass), 1900 nucleotides. RefSeq names its product zinc finger, CCHC domain containing 8 (gene zcchc8). Lineage: Eukaryota; Metazoa; Chordata; Actinopteri; Moronidae. Gene Ontology annotation, cellular component: catalytic step 2 spliceosome. Gene Ontology annotation, molecular function: zinc ion binding; RNA binding. The record is from RefSeq and is a predicted model, not a curated record.
CUCGUCCUGUAGCGCAGAGCUGGUUAAAAAAAUGGCAGAAGUUGAUUUCGGGGACAGUGAGCUCUUUGAGCAGCUGGACGACUCCGCACCGCCGGUCCCGACGCAUAUUCGCUUCACAGACGACGAGGAGGAGACGGAGGAGACGGAGGAGAGCGCUGACUCCAUCCAGAGACUCACUGAGGAGAAUAGGAGCUUGAGGAGAAAGCAGAACAUCCUGACACGACCGAGCGGCAUUGCUAUUAAAGAUGUCGACUAUGACGGGCCUGUUCUUCAAAUCCUUUAUUCAAACAACAUGAUUUCAAAGCAGUGUCGUCAAGAAAUUGAAGAUUGCAUCUGUAGUCUGAUUUUGAAGCACCAGAACCCAAGCAAUGAAAAGAAAAAAUCCACCUUUCACAUUAAACCUCAGAACUCAGCUUUUGCUGUGGAUGAAGAUCCGCAGAAGUCGUCUUCCAGUAGUGUAAAAACAACAACAGAAGCCUUUAAAGUGGUUGGAAGUGUUUUAUAUUUCACUACUUUCAGUCUUGAUAAACUUGGACAGCCUCUGGUGAAUGAAAACCCCCAGCUGACAGAUGGAUGGGACGUUCCAACCUACCACCAGGUUUUCAACCAAGUCAUUGGCACAGAUGGACAGGAAAUAGAAAUGAAAGAUAAAAGACCCAAAUCUAUGUGUUUCAACUGCGGUUUGAGCGGGCAUCAGCUGAGAGACUGUCCCAAGCCUAAAGACAUGGCUGCAAUUAAUGAGAGAAGAAAGGAGUUUAAUCAGAACAGCAACCAGGGCAUGCAGAGUAACCAGCGAUACCAUGCUGACGAAGUGGAGGAGCGGUUCGCUAAAUACAAGCCUGGAGUCAUGAGCGAGGAACUGUUGACAGCGCUGGGAAUUGAUGGCGACACCCUCCCUCCUCUGAUUUAUCGCAUGAGGCAGCUGGGCUACCCACCAGGUUGGCUCAAAGAGGCAGAGAUGGAAAACUCCGGCUUAACGAUGUAUGAUGGAAAUGUUUCAAAUGACGGCAAUGACAACCCCAAUUCGCAAAACAUCUCUUAUGAUGUUUCCAAACUGGUUGAUUUCCCAGGCUUCAAUGUACCUGCACCAAACAAAAUCAAAGAUGAGUUCAUGCACUAUGGAUCUAUUCCAAUGCAGACCAGUCACAUGAAGCAAAACUACGCAGCCUAUCUGUCCAACAACUUCCCUAUGCCUGGUGCCACCUGCAACAAGAGACGGCACGAAUCUGACUCAUCUCCACAGCUCAGGAAGAAGACGAGGUCCAGUCCUGAUCGAAACUCGGAUAGAAGCUCAGAUAUGGAUAUUGAAUCAGAUCCAGGAACACCUUAUUAUGCUGGCCCAGGUGACUUCCAGUUUCAACCUCCACUGCCCCCUGGCUCGCCUUGCUUCAGUUCACCUCCUCCUUUACCCCAGGGCACUCCUCCUGCUACACCCACUCCCCCACCUCUUCCUAAAGGUACACCUCCUCCCACACCCACCAACGGCUCUCCAGCUCUGCGGGGGCGUAACUGGGUAGCAGUUGAUGAGACUGUUGAGGAACCAGAGGAUGACCUGACACUGGAGGAACUGGAGGAGCAGCAGAGGCUCAUUUGGGCAGCGUUAGAAAAUGCUGACACUGCCACCAAUAGUGACUGUGACACACCUGUAAUGGGAACACCUGUACCCAGUUCACCAAGUGUUUCCACGCCUGUGCAUGUAGACACAGAAACAGAAGACGUUGAAGAAGCGAUGGACACAACAAAACUUGCAGAAACUUGUCAUAGCAGCGAAAAUCAAAAGGAACCAGGGAUUCAAGAGAUUUCCACUCAAGCCCCUGCAUCGAUCAAAGUUGAGGAUGACAGCCCCCAGAGCCCAGAACCAGUCAAAGCCCAAGAAGACAGCCCUCAGAGUCCUGGUCCA